GCUCCCGGCUCCGCCAGCGCCUCGCAGCUCGUCCCGCUCCGCAGUGCAGCCCGGCCGGCCGGCGGGAGCUCAGCAUGGCCGUGACCCUCAACAGCCGCUUCCAAGGAGGCAAAGCCUACGGGCAGCGGAGAGCGCAGCAGGAGGGGCGGCUGGAGGAGAUAAACAAGGAAUUUCUCUGUGACCCCAAGUUCAGUGAUGAAGAGGACCUGGAGGAGAAGCUUGCGGUGUUCAAAGAGAAAUAUAUGGAGUUUGACCUGAAUAACCAAGGCGAGAUUGAUCUAAUGUCUGUCAAAAGGAUGAUGGAGAAACUGGGGGCUCCGAAGACACACUUAGAGCUGAAGAAGAUGAUCUCUGAAGUGACUGGAGGGGUUAGCGAAACCAUCUCUUACCAGGACUUCGUCAACGUGAUGCUUGGCAAGCGCUCCGCCGUCCUUAAAUUAGUCAUGCUGUUUGAAGGAAAAGCCAAUGAAAACAUCCCAAAGCCUUCUGGCCCGCCUCCAGAGAGAGAUAUUGCCAGUCUUCCCUGAAGGCAAUAGGCUGAGAGCCAAAUCUGUCGGCACUAUGGUGAUCUUUAAGGAGGGUUACCUGUUUUGUUACUUUUACAUUGGUCAGUCUUAGUAAUAGAAACUAAUCUGCCGUAGAAGAGGAAUGACAAGGGAAGCCCAGGGACCCCCAGUCCACAGGUAGCCGUCUCUUUGCUGCAUCUCCUAGCCAGUUUCAUCUGUAGCAAAAGUGUAAACAUGAAACCAAAAAUAACUGCAACCUCACCUGUGGUUCUCAGGUAAGAAAUUGCUGAUUGUUCUCUGUGGUUUCUAGCAUGGAUCUCUCUGCUAGAAGGGGCUGCCUCCUUUUGAACAGGUGGAUCCUGAGCCACAGUGAAUCAAAUGCUGAAUCUGCAUUCAGCACAGAGCAUCCUCCCGUCACUUCCAUGGGAAACUGGCAUGUUCUUGACAUGGCCUUGCUGCCAGUCACCACCUUGCUAUCUGCGUUCCCUGUGGCUGCUGUUGAGUACUGCUGUGCCACAGAUAGUAAAGUGCUGUCUCUGCUCUACCCUACAUCUCACAGCUUCUGACUAGUUCCUUUCCCACUGAACCUGAACAGCAAUUUUCCAGCUAAAUGCAAGUAAAUCUUUCACCGUUGUGGCUUGCUGUCCUAGACUAGGAUGGGGAGGUGGAUGUACAUUUGAGGCUGGCUGGCUAGGUCCUUGCCCAGGCAGGUGAGAACAGCCCUUUGGGGACAUAGUGGGGGGAUGCUAGCCAUUUGGGAGAAGGGCAGGUAACUGCUGAGGCUUGGAGGCCUGGAGUCUGACAUUGAAGAAGGAAUCUUGGACCCCUUCCACAUACUCCUACAUCUCAUUGAACAGUAGGUCCCAGUAUCUGCUCCUCUGAUUUAUCCCAGCAUUGUUGGGUCUGAGCCUAGUGUCCACUGUUAAAUUUCCCCAGAACACCUGUGACACUCAUCUCUGUCCCAGUUCUGUUGCCUUUCACUAGCCAAAGUGGACCCCAGUUACAGAUCGAUACCUCUCCACAUGUCCUGGCUGAGGAAAAGCUCCACUCAGCCCUCCUGCACCAUGUGGCAUCCUCUAUUUUCAUGGAGCCUGUUGCUUUGUGAAUGAUGCGGAACCUGCCUGUUUUACUGCUGAGAUUUGACCUCAUGCCCUGUGAAGCUCAUAGCAGGAUUUGAGGAGAUAUUAUGGUGUUGGGCUAGAUAUUCACAUCUUACUGUUCUAGAAGUUGCUAUGGUAGGUUAAGAGGAGAGGCGAGGGAGCCCUGUAAAACUCUGUUAGCUCUCCUUAGCUCUCCUUAUGUGCAUAAGAGCCACUGCUGCAAUACAGUAAAUACCGAGUGCUGC
Messenger RNA from Chelonoidis abingdonii (Abingdon island giant tortoise), 1851 nucleotides. RefSeq names its product allograft inflammatory factor 1 like (gene AIF1L). NCBI's taxonomy places the organism in Eukaryota, Metazoa, Chordata, Testudines, Testudinidae. Gene Ontology annotation, cellular component: actin filament; ruffle membrane. Gene Ontology annotation, molecular function: actin filament binding; calcium ion binding. Gene Ontology annotation, biological process: ruffle assembly; actin filament bundle assembly. The record is from RefSeq and is a predicted model, not a curated record.